Messenger RNA from Dreissena polymorpha, 656 nucleotides. RefSeq lists its product as uncharacterized. The transcript has 3 exons. NCBI's taxonomy places the organism in Eukaryota, Metazoa, Mollusca, Bivalvia, Myida, Dreissenidae. The record is from RefSeq and is a predicted model, not a curated record. The coding region runs from base 84 to 539 and encodes 151 amino acids.
AGAUCCUUGAUGUUGUAUUCAGUGUGUGCACUGAAAUACACGUGGUGCUUUGCGUGAUUCUUCCACAUGAUUUUGAUGUGAGAAUGUUUCCCCGAUGGCCACUCUCAGGGGCACAGUUGAGGAACUACUGCCAGUGGAUAAGGAGCGCAAACAGCAUGCUGUGGGAACUGAGUCACCAUGUACCUUCUGUGAGAUACAUGGACUAUGGAGCAACUAAACAGAAGUCCCUGUACUUGUCCCAUGAUGGACUACAUCUGAGUGCUGAAGGGGCUAGGAGGUGUUUAGCAUCCAUACAGGACGACCUGCCAAACCAGCUGUGUGUGGAGGCUGCUGUUCAAGAUCCUACAGAAUGGCCAGCUCUCUCAGCCACGGAAGUACCGGUUCAGGAGCAUGACAGAACCAUAGCACUCUUUUCGGAUAUUGAGCAGACUGGAGCUCAACCAGAGACUCAAGACAAGGUGGAUGCAAGUGAAGUACCAGUUCCCAGGAACAUUAAGCCUCAGACACAUAAAAUAACGGUAACUUUUCUAUGCAUUUAAUCGUACAGAUAUUUUAUCAUUCUUAAUGAACAUUUAUAAAGUGAUUGCAAUCCAGUAUUGAUUGCUCAUAUGGCUUGUUACAGCCUAUAAAUUAAUGUUAUGUCAAGAGCCGUAAAG